Messenger RNA from Cyclocybe aegerita, 462 nucleotides. Lineage: Eukaryota; Fungi; Basidiomycota; Agaricomycetes; Agaricales; Hemipholiotaceae. The record is from the annotation of a GenBank genome assembly.
AUGUUGCCAACCGCAACUCAUUAUGGCACCAUGAUGGGCAGCAUGAUUGUUUUCCAUGCAUUUGUGGAUGGCUACUUGCAGCUUGUAACCAGCAUUUGUGCAAGCAACAACAACCAGGCACAAACUGUCCUUGACCUAUUUCUUGCUGCCAUACAUGAGCAUGGAAUACCUAGUCGCGUUCAUGGGGACACAGGGACUGAGAAUGUACUUGUAUGGGCAUACAUGGAAAAUCUCCAUGGACCUGGGUGGGGAUCCUACAUCAUUGGGAGUGUGCACAAUGUGCAAAUAGAACAACUUUGGCGCAACCUUACAGCAGGCUUUGGAGCAAAGUGGAAACUCUUUUUCCAGCAGCUUGAAGUGCAUGACCAUCUCGAUCCCGACCUUGACUUGCACAUCUGGCUCCUCCACUUCCUUUUCCUUGACACCAUCGACCAGGACACCAUUGACUGGGCAAAUGCUUAG